Molecule: messenger RNA, 1092 nt
Organism: Penicillium cinerascens
Lineage: Eukaryota; Fungi; Ascomycota; Eurotiomycetes; Eurotiales; Aspergillaceae
Product: zinc-dependent alcohol dehydrogenase
Exons: 1
Coding region: 1-1092 (363 amino acids)
Molecular function (GO): oxidoreductase activity
Source: RefSeq, a predicted model, not a curated record
AUGGCAGACCAAAUUCCCAAAACCAUGCGAGCGGCCGUCGUCAAGGACUUCAACAAAGGCUACGAAGUCCGCGACAUCGACGUGCCCACCGAUCUUGGCCCAAAUGACAUCCUUGUCAAAAUCGCCGCAGCAGGCUACUGCCACACCGAUCUACAAGUAAUGCAGGGCGUCUAUGAAUCUGCAGGCGCAAAGCCAGGCUUGGUCGGGUCCCAUGAACCCGCCGGAACAGUCGUCAAGGUUGGAUCCGACGCAGGCAAAUCAAACAUCCACGUUGGCGACCGUGUUGGCUCAAUCAAUACAUUUGCAUUCUGUGGAGAGUGUAACGCUUGUAAGCACCAGGGCCAGCAGCUCUGUGAGAAGCUGGUUGGCAUGCUCGGCUUGACUAUCAAUGGCGGUUUCGCCGAGUACAUGAAAGCCGACGCCCGUGUCGUGUCGAAGAUUCCCGAGUCUAUUCCGUGGGAUGAAGCCGCGCCGCUUUUCUGCGCUGGCGCCACGGUCUACGGCGCCCUUUUGGCAUCUGGUGUUAAGCGAGGCGAGUGGCUGACGAUUGUUGGCAUUGGUGGCCUUGGACACCUGGGUGUGCAAUACGCCAAAGCCCUAGGUGCGAAUGUAAUCGCCAUCGACAACCGAAAAGAAGGAAUUGAGACCGUUCUCUCCGUUCCAUCACAUCUCAGACCGGAUAAGACGUUCGUGAUCGACUCCGAGGACGCGCAAAAACGAGUCAUCGAAGAACUGCAGUCUUCCUUCUAUGACACCAAUCCGGGCGUGGACCGUGUGGUUAUCAACGCGGAAGCACGAAAUCUCAUCAAAUUCUCACAGCAGUUCCUGCGCAAAGGUGGCGUUGUGGUUGAUGUUGGUUUGCCGUCGGAGACGACGCUGGAAGUCGAUCCGUUUGCGCUGAGCUUUAAGGAGCAGACUGUGAAGGGACGGUUGAUCUGUACCCCUGAGCAGAGUCAGGAUAUGAUUAAUCUACAUGCGAAGAAUGGUUGCAGGGCGCACAUUGAGAAGACUUAUGGGGUGGAUCAGAUUAACGAGAUGUUUGAGCAUUACCAGAGGAAGGAUUUGAAGGGUCGGCUUUGCAUGGUGUUUUAA